Molecule: messenger RNA, 1605 nt
Organism: Dicentrarchus labrax (European seabass)
Lineage: Eukaryota; Metazoa; Chordata; Actinopteri; Moronidae
Exons: 2
Coding region: 149-1519 (456 amino acids)
Source: RefSeq, a predicted model, not a curated record
UGAAGAUGAUGACCAUCCCAUAUCCAUUAUUGAAGAUGUAGCAGAGAUACUACCACCAGUUCCACUUCAAGAAGAUAAUGGUGAUGAUGUGCAAGAGUUUGUAUGUGCAUGCAAAUACAACAAUGGUCAUCCAUGUUCAACACGUUUCAUGCAAGAGGAGCUGCAGAUGAUUCGCUACUGUUUCCUGGAAAUGACAAGGGAAGAGCUAGAUAUCGCCAUUCUAGCUAAACUCUCAUGUGGAAUGCAUCUUUCUCAGCUAACAUCCCGCACCCAUAAAAAAGAACAGACAGUUCGGAAGUCCCAAAGAACUGAUUUCUUUCACCAUAGGGAGAAAAUAUGCAGGGAUAAGUUUAAAUAUCUCCAUGCCAUUGGCCAGGUCAAGCUAGAUGCUCUUAUUAAGCAUUAUAAAGAGCAUGGUGUUACUCCUCGAAUGCAUGGCAACAAAAAGCGUCAGCCUCCUAAUGCACUGAAGAAAGAGGACAAUAUGUAUGUUGCACAUUUCAUUGUAAACUAUGCUGAAACUCAUGGCAAGCAUCUUCCAGGGAGGGUACCAGGCUUUUGGAGGAGUGAUUUGAAACUUCUUCCAACUAACUGUACGAAGGUGAAGGUGUACUCCGAUUACUGUGUGGCAGUUGCUGCAGCAAAUCAGCGUGUGGUUUCUGUAGUUACGUUUCGUCGUAUCUGGCGGGAAGUGGUGCCAUUUGUUGUCACAAUGCGGCCAGCAACUGACCUGUGUUGGACAUGUCAAAAAUAUCAAAAACGCAUUAGUGAGGCUGCCAAUAAGGCUGAUUCAGAGAAGGAAGAGCUGCAUCGUCUGGCCACUGAACAUCUGGAGAAAGCUAGAGUAGAGCGUACACACUAUCAGCAACUUUGUAAGGAUUCAAAAGCAAACUUGCCUGCUGGGUUAGAGUUAGGUCCACACAGUCCUUCUAGUUAUGAGGGAAUGGUACAUUAUAGCAUGGACUUUGCACAACAGAUUCACUACCCCAAUGAUCCCCUCCAACCAGGGCCGAUGUAUUUCAAAACUCCACGUAAGUGUGGAGUUUUUGGUGUAGCAUGUGAGGCCUUGCCAAAGCAGGUUACUUCCUUGUUGGAUGAAUCCAUACAGACUGGUAAAGGUAGCAACUGUGUUAUUAGCCUUUUACACUCAUACCUUGAGAAUUAUGGACUGGGUGAAAUGCACAUGCACCUUCAUGCAGAUAACUGUUCGGGACAAAACAAGAACUCCUUUGUGAUGUGGUAUCUGUUGUGGCGUGUCUUUACAGGUCGUCAUGUGUCAAUCAAAAUGAGUUUCCUUCUUGCUGGACACACAAAGUUUUCCUGUGACUGGUGCUUUGGGCUCUUUAAAAGAAAUUUUAGGAGGAAUAAGGUUGACUGCUUGGAUGACAUUGCCCAAGUAGUUGGAGUCAAUGUACCAUGUCUUUGUGGUAGAGAGGAUGGCACUGUUCUUGUACCUAUGUAUGACUGGAGCACAUUCUUGGGUACAUACAGGCUCAGCUCAGGCUGUAAACAUGAAUGAGGAUUAAUUCAGUGAUUCUGGGGACAGUCAUUGUAUAAUAGUCUUGAAUACAGGGGUUGUAUCUAUAGUUAGUGUUGUUGCUCACU